AGACGAGCCAGGCUACCGUCGCAUCUUCACCUUCGUCUUGCAUUUUUCUCUAGAAAUCUCGCCCUUCCAAGAUGAUGCGUUACCAUUUCGUCUACUGGUGGUUGGGGUUUCUCCUGCAAGGGUCAAUGUUGCAUGGAGACAACUACCACUCGCACUCCGGGAGGUUCGUUCAUGCAAUUGUGCUCGGGAAAAACAAAAAGAAAAACAAGGCCGCGACCAAUGGUGCUCGGCGGGGAAUGAACGCAAGUGGAAGAACAUCAAGUGCGUUCGUCAGGAAGAACCAAGGAGUGGCCGCCCGCUCCAUGUGGUCCCUAAGCCUCGGCAUGUCUUCUUUUGGCAAGAAAAAUGCGGUAGCCGAGCAGGAUUUUUUCAGUGCCGCGGCCAAAAAUGCAGAAUACGCUGAAGACGAGGUUGUUGACUUCGACUUCUGGCCCUCCUUUCUCGCGACAACGGACCACGUCGGUGCAGCUGGCGAGCAAAGUAGUAGUGCAACAGCGACGGUGGACCACGCCGAGCAUCUUCGACCGCUUCCCACCGUUGACCAGGCCGCGCAGAACGUACGGCAGCUUCUGGAUAGUAGCGAAAACAGCAUGACAAAGAACAUGAAAUAUGCUUCGUCUUCUACCCGUAGUUCUUUCUCUUUCAAGCAACAACUAGAGCAGCAAGCGCCUCAAGAGAAGGAGAAAUUUCGGGAUUUUUUGAACAAAUUAAUGGAGGAAACGGAUGAAAAAAUUGACGACAAGUUUCUCCUAUCCUCUGCAAAAGUAUCGUACUCGUAGUAAUUGCAGCCAUGCAUGACAAAGCCAACUGUCUACCCAGACACGCAUGACAAAUUGCGUUUUUCUUCUUGAGAAAAUUUGUAUAUGCAAUUUCUACUACGUACGAUAGUUUUGCAAUGCAUAUCUUCACUGCACGCUACAAAUCGGGAAACCAACCUCCCCGCUCCAGAAGGAACUUAAAAAACUGCGACAUGAAAAGCAAGAGGCGGUUCAGACGGUCACGAAAUUGCAGCAAACCUACCAAGAAUUGAACACGCAGCAAGGGGAAAUUGUCGCGAAAAUUUCGGAACUGAACGAUCGGAUGGACGCGGAAAAAGCGGAUUUUCGGGUGAAAGAUCAAGAUUUCGAAAAAAUGAAGGAGAAGCUGGAAACGGACGAAGUUUCACUCGAGAAAGUGUUGAAUUUUCUGAAGGAAAACCGGGGGAAGGGGUGUGGAGGUGGUGUUGGAUCUGGUGGUGUACUACCAUCUUCGGCAGCCGCAGCCGCUUUGUUGGCAACUACGAGUAGUACAGAAUCAUCCACGUCAUCAUCUGGAACAUCAUCUUCAAAAGCCGGUACUAGUACGGCAAGCCUGCGAAAUGAAGGGGCGGAAAUAGUAACCUUGGUCAGGAACUUGCAUACCACUAACACAGAACUCUUUCACCAGCUCUUCGUCCACCAAGCUCCCGAUUCGCCCGAAGCCGUUGCGGAAAUGCUCACGAAGCAAGCUUCCUGCGGCUGCGGGCCGGAGGUCGGGGAGAAGGGUGGGGGCAAUGCCACCGAUGCGGCGAAGACCCACAAAAAUCCUCUCUGCUCCCCGAUUUUGUCGGAGCGCGCCGCGGUGCUGUUCGCGCGGCAGACAGAGCACCGGGAAGAAUUUACGAAGGAGAGGCAAACUAUGCGUUGCAAAUAUGUCGGGGUCUGGAAGCAGGAUGCAAGGUUUGCCAUGCUUGUCUGGCAUGACUGAAGAGUUUGUAAAGCGUGUUCAAGAAGAGAGCCUUUUGCUUGUCAUGCAGAAACGCAGUUUGUCAUGCGGAAAAGGAAAACGCAACUCGCACUCGAAGCCACGCAAAUAUUUUUCAUGCUUGGCUGUCGCUGUGCAUCACAGAGCACUCACUAUUCACAGCUCAGCAUUACAAAUUUCCAGACCAAGACAUAUUUGUAUUUGAUACAAACCGCCCAGGAAAACCAUGAGAAAGAGUUGCAAGAGAUCCAAAACCUCAUCGAGGCAGAAAUUGAGCAGAAGGAGCAGCUGGGCAACGAAAUGAUGGAAAAUACGAAGUUGUUGAAUAACGCCAUCAUUGAGAAGAACGCCGCGGUCAAAGCCUACGACAUGCAACUUUCGGUAGUGACGGGCGAAGUGAACGGGUGUAAAGAAACUUUGAACGAAUUGAAGAACAUCCGCAUGUGCUCUUUGAGGGUGUUACGGAACGCCGUGCAGCACAGCAUCGCUGAAACAGGUACUGCAAUAACUUCCAGUGAAGAUGCUGCCCCGGCGGCGGAUCAACAAACAUCAGGAAAUACUAAUCUAAAACCCGUCGACUGCGAGGUUUCGGAUUGGACCAUUGGCUCGUGUAUGGACUUGAAAACGGGAAACAAGACCAUUUCCUGCGACGAUUCCCUGAAGGGAGGGCUGCAACUUUGGUCCAGAACGGUCACCAAUGAGCCGAACAAAAUCGGGAAACAAUGUCCGCAUUUGGAGCAAAAGGUCAAGUGCGCGGUGAAUAAACCCUGUCCGCAGAACUGUCUCUUUAUCCCACAGAAAAAAGCCGGCAGGUCACAUUUGUAAUGCAAAAAUAAAUACACAAAAAAAACUGCAUUGCAUAUCCGAAACAGCAUGCUAUGGGGCCACCCAUGACAUAUUUUUUUGUGUAUUUGUUUUUGCAUAUACAAAUAUGCCCUUCCAGUUUUUUUCUGUGUGAUACUCUUAUCCGAGUGGACGGAUUGGGCCACCUGCAGCUCCAGCUGCAAGAACCAGGUCGGGACGCAAAGCAGAACCCGCGAAAUGUAUCACGUGCAAUAUAAAAAAUUUAGCGCACGAAUUUCAUGCAUCACAAAUCUAGAGUUUCUACCUAAUUAUCUGGCAUGACAAAUUUCUUUUUUGCUCUUGACAUGAAAAUUUGUGAUGCAAGACGUAGACGUACUACGCUACACAACACUACUUUUGCAAUGCAUAAAGUGCUGCAGGAGCCGAAGCACGAAAACGCGGAACCCUGUCCGACGGGGUUGGUGGAAAGUCGCUCGUGUUCCGGGGAAGAGUCCUGCGACCACGAUUGCGAACUAGAUCUCCAUUGGAGCAGCUGGAGUGGCUGUGUCUUGCCGUGCAACCAACCGAAAGGGAUGACGAUAAAUGGUCAAAACCACAAAAACAACCAAGAAUCUUCCGACGACAGCGAGACGCCGACACUGCCACCGAAUUUCGCCAUCCGCACGAGGGGCGUGAGUAAGCUAGCCACCGGGGAUAUGAACUGCAAAUAUGUCUGGGUCUGGCAGGGUGUAACUGUAAACUUGUCUUGCAGGUUUUCCAUGACCCAUGAGGUCUGGCAUGCAGGACCUUGCAUGACAGAGUCUGUGAGGUCUCUGUCAUGCCUAUCCUGCAUGAGAAACUCCCUCCCAACUUGGUCGAAAGUGGACAGCUUUUGGCAGUCAUGCAACACAAAUUUUUGCAUGAUUCGGCUUUAGCAUAACAAGUUGCAAUCUUCCAGACCCAGACAUUUUUGCUCUCCACAGGGGAGGGAAAGUGCCCGAAAAUUUUUGACCCGCUGCGGUACGAAACGAUGAGCUGCUCUCUCCAUAAAGACGCGACGAUACGAAAGAGCACAACUCCUCCUCCCCCCCAUCUGUGUGGCAUGAACAGCAAUACAAACACCAGCAGACGUGGAGCCUGCGCAUGACCAAUUCAUAUGCCUGGCGUAGUGCUACUUGGGCAUGCAAACAGUGCCACAAGCACAAGGCAGCGCAGCACCUGGAUUUGGGGUUUUGCAUGACAAACGAGGGGGAGCAGAGGGGGUUGCGCACUCUCAUAGACGACCUUGGAUUCCCCGGAGGUUGUGGUUCCCCCAAAGUGUCCGAGCGCCAGUGGAAGUAAAGAACCCGGCGCAGGCGCGGUGCAGUGCACGGGGGCCAUGGAUUUGCUCCUUGCCUUCGAUUUGUCGACGCCUUUGAACGCGGGGCUGGACGGUGCGAAAAGCCCCGAGGCGCUGCGCAAACUGGAGUUGCUGAAGAAUUUCACCCUGGAGCUAGUGCAGACGCGUUUGGGAAUCCCGUUGGAGCAGAAACUGAACCUCACGGCGGACAUCGACGGGCUGAUGGGCGACACUGAUCUCGGGGCGGGAGACAUGUUGUCCUCGUCGGGUGAAGAUAUGAACUUUGGCGAUUCUGGUGACGUGGGUGGGAUGACGGACGGUGGUGGUGGUGGUGGGCCUAUGGGGGACAGCGCUGCAGGAAAAGCCUCGUCUUCCCCACGACCAGCAGCGGCAGCCGGCUCAAGAACAACAACACAGACGGCAGGUGCAGCGACGUUUUCAGCACCCAAAACAUCAUCCUCUGCGCCCUCACUACUCCGGCUCGGUGUUAUCGCGUAUGGCAACGGGGAAAUCAACACGUCCGGGCAGAGCCAAGCGAAGUUGGUGCAGCCCUUUCAGGAGGCGAAACUCGCGCGGUUUAAGGUGGAGGAGUCGGUGAAGAAAUUGAACUUUUUCACGGCCGGCUUCCCCAAUGCCGCGCAGGCGUUUUCUCUUGCGUCAGCGGAAUUUGAGCGGAUUGCGGAAGAACAGGCGGUAUCAAAUGCAAAUAUGUCUGGGUCUGGAAACUUCAACUUGGAAUGCUGUGCUGUGAACAGCAAUAGUGAAGGCUCUGCAAUGCAAUGCCAAGCAUAAGAAAUAUUUGCGCGGCUUGGUGUUGCGCUUUCCGCAUGGCAAGCAAAAGGGUCUGCUCUUCUUGGACACGCAUCGCAAAAAUUUCAGUCAUGCCAGCCAAGCAUGACACACUUGCAUUCUUCCAGACCCAGACAUAUUUGCAUUUGACAGGCGGAGAGGGAGGAGCAAGAAGGUGCAGAAGAUGCUGCUGCAUCCACCGGUGGAAAUACUGGCACGACAGGAGCAACAAGUUUUGCUGAGCGUAAAACUGGAAGUACAACUGCUAGAGCAGCUGCAUUGUUUUCUUCAACAAUUUCCUCUUCAAGUAAAAGAAGGAGUGCUGCUGCUCACCUUUCUGUUCCCGGAAACAACGGCCCGCUUGCUUCGACGUCCCCACCGCCGUAUCCUGUGGAAAAGUAUCGUACUCGUAUAAAUGCAUUACAAAUUGACUUAGCAUUACAAAGUGAAUUUGUCAUGCGGAUUUGCCUUUAAGAAGAACAAGAAGAUUUGUAAUGUAUAAACGCAAUUAGUACGAGUACGAUACUUUUGCAGUUGAUACGUCGCCCCGGCAGAAAAUCCUGCUUCUCUUCACGGACGGGAAAACCCCCGCGAUUUUUCGGAAGCAGAGCGUCGUGUUGGCGAAAAAGCUGAAGAGGGAGCAAAACGUGCGGAUUUUCGUGGUCGCUGUAACCGACGGAGAAUUGUGUUCGGGCGAUGAGCACCUGUUGAAAAACCAGUGGGCCUCUUUUCCGAAGGAGAUGAACUAUUUGCAAAUUGCCGGGGGGUUCGACAAACUGAUGAUAUCCGGCAGCGCGGCUAGCAGUGGGCAGACGGAAGAAGAGCAGAAAGAAUCUGCAGCGGUCGACGAGAUGGUGACUGACCAGGCCGCGGACGCAUCCGAUGCGGAAGCUUCGGGAGGAGCUACUGCAGGAGGGGGUGAUGAUGAAGCAACACAAAGCGACAGCACUUCCGAUUCCAGUAGCACUAGCGAAGCCGAAGCAGCGGAGGUCGCGGGGAGCCCAGAAGACAUGAUGAAAGAGGAACAGCCCGCUGGUAGCGGCGCUGCUGCAGCUACUAGUGGUUCUGCAACGCAGGGGACGGGUGCGGCGCAAGGACCACAGGAAGUGGCCGAAGAGGACGAGGAGCUAUCAUGUGCAAAAGUAUCGCACUCGUAUUGCAAUACUGCAUUACAAAUCUCGUAGUCUUAAGCUACAUCCGCAUGACAAAUUUCAUUUUUCAUGCUGAGGAAAUUUGUAAUGCAUUCAUACGAGUACGAUACUUUAUUUGCAAUGUAUAGGAGCCGCGUGCCACAAACAAGUGGCUACAAGAAUUGACCAUGAAGCUGUGCACGAACGGGCGGAAGUUUUUUGUGCCCGAAGCGGCCAUGCAAGACAACGCUUCGGCCGGUGGUGGUGCGGUGGCCCUGCCAGAGCCCGCAGCGGAAGACGAGGAGGAGGGCGGUGAAGUGGAAGACCCCGCUAUCAAAAUGAAAAUAUAUCCCCUCGUUCCCAUAUUGAAACGAAAAUUUCUGUUGCAGGAUUUGUGUACACAAAUCACGCAGCUCAGUGAGGCACUGUAGGCAGAGCCCAAGCCUGCGUAGGGGUGUUUUUUUUUUGUUGUAGGUGCUUGGCAUAGCAGAGGCCUGCCAUUUAGCCGCAAGAAUAGCAUUACAAACCGCCUGCAUAAUGCGGCGGAUUCUUUGCUGGAUUUGCCCUCUGCUUGCAAGAGACGAGACAGAAUUAUUUGUGGUCACAAAUCAGCAACGCAAAUUUUGAGAAGCAUGAUGCCUUUUCAGUACUUUCUAUUGGGAUGGGGGAUUUUUCCUCACAAUACGCACUGUAGCGAAAAAGCGACAGGAAGACUACGAGCUGCUCUUGAAAACGGAGAAAUCUUAUCAAAUGCAAAUAUGUCUGGGUCUGGGUCUGGGAGGUUGCGAGAUUUGUCAUGCUAAUCUGGCAUGACUCUGAACUCUGUUUUGCGUCUCCGCGAAGACGAGCUCCUCCCCCGUGUCAUGCAAAAACGCAGCUUCUCGUGCGGAAUACGCAAGAACUCAGAAACAUGAAAAAAACUUGUCAUGCUUGGCAGCGCAUUGCAGUGAGCUCACUUUUCCCUUUCUCGCAUCACAAGUUUCCAGACCCAGACAUAUUUGCAAUGCAUAAAUCUUCGCAGCAAACCAUGCAGAGAUUGGGUGAAGUACGACCACCGAAAAUUCUCGAACUCGGCUGUCUCGCUAUCAGAAUUUUACUUUACUUAUGUAAUGAGCGCAUAUUUUCACUAUUAAGUGCAGACUGUUUUUGCAUAACUUAAACUUACACUUCCGGCUCCGAGGCGCCUUCUUCAUGUUCAUCGUCUCCCAUGCCCAGAGCUCAUGUGCACACGACCCAAGCACCAGGACUUCCGGAUGAUGGAAGUAGUAGACGGAAUCAAGAUAGUGUGAUAGUAGAGCCGAAAAUUUUGUUACCCUUUCAUACGCGCUGUGGCAGCAGGCUGCAGCAGAGGACGAGGAGGAGUGAUAUUACUCCAGUAACGGGCCCCCAAAACAGGAGCAGAAGAAACUUGAAAACAACCUUAAAAAAACUUGAGCAUUUUUGAUUUAUAGCAACUUAAAAAGCAAAAACCAAGAGGGGCGGCCGGAGGAGAAAAAAAACGCACGGAACGGACGCGAUUUCCGGUUUCUGGAAAUCGCAAUCGCGCCGGCGAUUUUGAAAAACUAAGCGAGGUGAACGGCUGGCGCAGAUUCAAAAUCAAAGGACCCGAACGGGAGGAAUUUUUUUCAUUUUAUGGCGCGCCAAAAUCCAAAUCUGUGUUGCAGGAAUAGCCAUCCAUAAUUUUCGCGCGAAGGCGCGCCGCUUUCAAAAGUUUACGAGUGCGACUCGGGGCAGAUAUUUUCCGCAGACAUGGGGCAGCAUUUCGCACGAACUUGACGGCCGCGGGGCGCGGUUCUUCUUCAUUUAGGUGGGGGCCGCCUCGAUGCAUUCACUGCGCCGCGUGCGGGGGUGUUCAAAGUCCCUGCCUCGCACGGGCGCCGGCUGCCGGGGUGCCCGAGCUUGGCGGGCGGCGGGGUUCUGGCUCUUGCGAGGCCUUUUUGUAGUGCCGAAGCCGCCCCACUCGGAAGGCUUGCCGGAACAAAGGGCGGGCGCAGCGGGCCGUCCUUCCCGGGCCCCCCCGGAGGCCCUUUCAUAAUACACAAAGCCCCGCGGCCAGCGGGACUCUGCGCAAGCAGCUUCUGGCCCCCUAGGCUUGUACGCAUAGGGGCGCCCACGCGCGUGGGCAGGCGGCCUCUUUGUUCCCCGCACCGUGUUUGCGCGGGUGCGAUCCGGCCCGGAAAAUGAAGAAAAUCAAAAGCGCCACACCAUCGGCCGGAGGGUGUGAUACUUUUUGCCGCGGUGCUGUCAUGCAUGCAAAAAAACACGCAAAACCCGCGUCGACCAUGCCAUUGGCUCUGGGGUGUGAUACUUUUUGGCAGGAUGAGUUCACGGAGGCCGAAAAUGAUGAAAGCGACGCCGGCCAUACCGUGGGCUCUAGGUUGUGAUACUUUUUGCCAGGGUGCUACGGCGUUCAAACUUGCAACCCGGCGGAAGUGUUGGCGAAAAUGCGUCACCUCCGCCGAAGCAUCUCGGCAGCAGGCGAGGAUCAUUCCGCAGCAGGCUGCAGCAGAGGACGAGGAGGAGUGAUAGGAAGACGAAAGAGCUCCUCCUGCACCAAUAGAAGGAAUAGCUUCUGAACAAGAUGCGGAGUUCUUUGAACGAGGAGAGUGGAAAUAAAAUCUGUUUUGCACAGUCAGCAAAAACUGCGUCUUUCUCUACCAGACGAGACUUCGACUUGUCCCUUUGCUUUCUAUUUUUUCCAACAUGUUGUGCUUGCACGACGUGCUAGGGGUCGUGGCACAGCUAUGCAAUGAACGAAAUUCUCUAGAUUUCGAUGAAUCUCG
Messenger RNA from Amoebophrya sp. A120, 8546 nucleotides. The record is from the annotation of a GenBank genome assembly. Lineage: Eukaryota; Dinophyceae; Syndiniales; Amoebophryaceae.